UGGAAUACUGAACGUGAGUGCUGUUUGGUUUCUUGCCUUUGGAUUAAUCUUGUUUUAUAAUCCACGUCCAUCCGAGUCAGAACCGCGUUGGUGUUACAAGGACCCAGUCAGUAAACGCAGCAGCAUCAGAAUGCCUCGCAAAAUUGAAGAAAUAAAGGAUUUCCUGCUCACUGCCAGGAGGAAAGAUGCCAAAUCUGUUAAGAUCAAGAAGAACAAAGACAAUGUGAAAUUUAAGGUGCGCUGCAGCAAAUACUUGUACACAUUGGUCAUCACCGACAAAGAGAAGGCAGAGAAACUCAAGCAGUCCUUGCCCCCAGGUCUUGCUGUGAAGGAGUUGAAAUAAGAAAUGUGUACAUAAUUUGAGUUUAUUCUAAUAAAAUGUCUAAAAUACA
Molecule: messenger RNA, 392 nt
Organism: Erpetoichthys calabaricus (reedfish)
Lineage: Eukaryota; Metazoa; Chordata; Cladistia; Polypteriformes; Polypteridae
Product: 60S ribosomal protein L38
Exons: 5
Coding region: 131-343 (70 amino acids)
Biological process (GO): protein-RNA complex assembly; translation
Cellular component (GO): ribosome; cytosolic large ribosomal subunit
Molecular function (GO): structural constituent of ribosome
Source: RefSeq, a predicted model, not a curated record